UUGAUCAAGUUAUCCUCCUAAAAAUUUCUUCUCUCCUUGAGGUCAAACUCAAAGUGAUACAGCGAUCUUUGCCGAUCCGAACAAUGGCGACGCUCAGAGUUCCGCAGGUGGUACCUUCCCCCGUCGAGGACACUCAGCAGCUACGGAAGGCUUUCGUUGGUCUUGGAACGAACGAGAAGACGAUCAUCUCCAUCUUAGCCCACCGCAAUGCCUUACAGCGCCACCGAAUCCGUGAAACCUACCACGAGACGUACGGUGAAGAUCUCUUGGUAUCUCUUAAGAAGGAGAUAUCUGGUGACUUCGAGAGGGCGGUGAUGCUGUGGACGCUGGAUCAAGCAGAGCGGGAUGCGGUGCUGGCCAACGAGGCGGUGCAGAAAUGGCACCCAGGGAACCUCGUGCUGGUGGAGAUAGCGUGCGCCAGGAGCGCCGCAGAGCUUUUUGCGACGAGGAAAGCGUACCAAGCGCGCUACAAGAGGUCGUUGGAGGAAGAUGUGGCUGCUCAUACUAAGGGAGAUUUCCGCAAGCUUUUAGUGCCACUGGUGAGCUCCUAUCGCUACGACGGUCCGGAGGUGAAUACCAAAUUAGCAAAAUUGGAGGCCAAGAUGCUACAUAAAGCCAUUGCUGAAAAGUCCUACAGCCAUGAAGAAAUCAUCAGGAUACUUGGUACAAGGAGCAAGGCUCAACUAAUUGCUACGUUUAAUCAUUAUAAUGAUGAAUUUGGUAAUCCCAUAAAUAAGGACUUGAAGCAUGAAGCCAAGGAUGAGUUUCUCUCUUCUUUAAGAGCAGUAAUUCGGUGCCUUGUUUGCCCACAGAGAUACUUCGAGAAAGUUCUUCGAAGUGCCAUUGAAGGACUUGGAACAGAUGAAAGCGUCCUUUCUCGUGUUAUAACUACGCGCGCUGAAGCUGAUCUACAGGAAAUAAAAGAGGCCUACGCCAAAAGAAAUAGCAAGGCUUUGGAUGCAGCAAUUGCGAAGGAUACAUCUGGAGAUUACGAAGCCUUUUUGCUUGAACUGAUAGGACAUAAUGAGAACUGAAGAGGGUUCCAGUUUUUAUUCUGGCGAAGAACUUUAUUAUAUCUGUCUUAUGGUGAAACUGAGGACUUAUUAACUCAUAAGCUAGAAAAUAAAUUGCCAGUUCUUGCUUA
This is a messenger RNA of Dendrobium catenatum, 1144 nucleotides long. Its product is annotated as annexin D2. The transcript has 5 exons. Gene Ontology annotation, cellular component: cytoplasm. Gene Ontology annotation, molecular function: calcium-dependent phospholipid binding; calcium ion binding. NCBI's taxonomy places the organism in Eukaryota, Viridiplantae, Streptophyta, Magnoliopsida, Asparagales, Orchidaceae. The record is from RefSeq and is a predicted model, not a curated record. Bases 84 to 1034 code for a protein of 316 amino acids.